UUUUUGUUAUCUCAGGUUGUUUGGUUGAAGACGUGUAGCAGCUUCUUCAGGGAGGUGCAAACACGGAAACGUGCUUCAAACACACCGCUGUAAAGGAAGCGCGUCGCCGGGAGUGACAACAGUGACACACGUCGCGCCGACGUGGAGGAAUGGACAGAGGAGACAGUGGGGACAGAGGAGACAGUGGAGACAGAGGAGACAGUGGAGACCUGACAGUCUGCGGCAGAAGGAGGCGCAGCAUCAGUGUCAACUCACACAUCUGCAUGUGAGGAGCAGAGGAGCCGCAGCCUGCAGGAGACCCGCAACUCUGGAGGCUGCAACAGGGAAGCCCUCAGUGGACUGCGUGCUGCAGACGUCCAGCUCUGAGCUGCAGGACACGAUGAGACGCCUGGGCUCAAACUCGGAGGAUCGCUCCCGCCUCACUGCCGCCCUUUCCUGCCUGAAGAGUGCGGAUGAAACAGGAGGUGACGUGAAGCCUGACCUCCAACAGGACAGCGAUGUCUUCUCUUCCACUAGCUCGUUGCCCCUGCAGCCUGCCAGCAGCCGAGGCCCCUCCAUCUCCAUAUCAGUGGCCCCUUGUUCAUAUGACCAAAGACUGUGCAUAACGCCAGAUGAAGCAAUUGACGUCUUCACCCCGGAGCCAGUCACCCCUCCGGCCACUCAGGUGUCAAAGACGCGCACCGCGAGGCAAUCGCACACGUCUCCUCCGCCUCCUCGCAAAUUGCUGCAGCUCUUCCCCGGCAUCGCAAUGACGAGGUGCAAGAGUCAAGAGUCGCAGCUCGCCAACCGCAUCGAAGAGCCCACCUCAAACAAAAUUUGUAAGAAGAACAAAGUGUUGGCUAUGCUUCAGAUCAACGGCAGCGGCAACAGUCCCGAGGAUUCUGCGCUACGCUCGCCGCUGCUGUCCGCCCGAACGCCGGGUCCUGUUCCGGCCUCGGCGCCAUACACGAUGUCCGCCGUCCCCAACCUGCUGGACAAUAUGACCAUGACCAGAGGUUCCCCUCAGACGAUGAGGAGAGACAUUGGCCUGGCCAUAACACACAGGUUUUCCACCAAGUCUUGGCUCUCACAGACGUGCCAAGUGUGUCACAGGAGCAUGAUGUUUGGUGUAAAGUGCAAGCACUGCAAGUUAAAGUGCCACAACAAAUGCACCAAAGAUGCUCCUUCAUGUCGGAUUUCAUUUCUAACAUUGCCAAGGAUGCGCAGGGCAGAAUCAGUGCCCUCAGAUAUCAAUAAUCGGAUUGAUCACACAGCAGAGAUCCCACUGCAAUAUGGCACUUUGCCAAAGGCAAUAAACAAAAGGGAGCCUCCCGCCACUUUGAACCAGCUGGAUUCCAGCAGUAACCCGUCAUCAGCCACCUCCUCCACACCCUCCUCUCCCGCACAUCUGCAGCAGAGUAACCCCCCAAGCGUCAGCGCCACCCCACCUGCCAACCCUUCUCCACGGGGCUCCAGCGACAAUCGCUUCAACUUCCCAGAUGUCCCUGUUUCCAUGAGUGCUGCUGUUCCACAUUCAAGCAGCCACAAUGACUCUGGAGCGUCACAGGUGACCGUCACUGAGACACAGCUCCCAUCCACAGAACAUGGAGCGCAGGAGGGGGCAGAGGAAGACUACCCAGCCGAGGAUGAGGAAGCAGCUGACCCUAGCAACGCUAAUAAUAGUUAUGCUGCCGAGGAGUAUGAUGAAGAUGAGCUGGAGGACCUGCCGUCCUCCAUAUGUCGCCGCGGGACCGCUGGUCGCUGGAGGGGCCAGAUCUGUCGUAAAGCCAGCCAGACCAGCGUCUACCUGCAGGAGUGGGACAUCCCGUUUGAGCAGCUGCAGCUGGGAGAGCUUAUUGGCAAGGGUCGCUGGGGAAGGGUGCAUAAGGGUCGCUGGCACGGUGAGGUGGCCAUUCGCCUCAUGGAGAUUGACGGCAACAACCAGGAUCACCUGAAGCUCUUCAAGAAGGAGGUGAUGAACUACAGGCAGACCAGGCACGAGAAUGUGGUCCUGUUCAUGGGCGCUUGCCUGGCCCCGCCCCACCUCGCCAUCAUCACCAGUUUCUGCAAAGGUUUGACUUUGUUCUCUGUUGUGAGAGAAAGAGGUCACAUGCUGGACAUCAAUAAAACCAGACAGAUUGCACAGGACAUAGUCAAGGGAAUGGGUUAUCUUCAUGCCAAAGGCAUCGUUCAUAAGGAUCUGAAGUCUAAGAACGUGUUCUAUGACACAAACAGGGUGGUCAUCACAGACUUUGGCCUGUUUGGGAUGUCUGGCGUGGUAGAAGAAGGCAGACGGAAUAAUGUGUUGCGGAUACCCCACGGCUGGAUUCACUACCUGGCUCCAGAGAUUGUCCGUAAGAUGAGUCCAGAGGUGGAUGACGACCAGCUGCCUUUUUCCAAAGCUGCUGAUGUCUAUGCCUUUGGCACAGUCUGGUAUGAGCUUCAGGUCGGAGACUGGCCAAUCACCAACCAACCUGUGGAAGCUAAAAUCUGGCUCGUUGGCAGCGGUGUGGGCAUGAAGAAUGUGCUGACAGAUGCCAAUCUGGGGAAGGAGGUUACGGAGAUCCUGUCUGCCUGCUGGUCCUUCGAGGCAGACGACAGGCCGACUUUCACCCUGAUGUCUGACAUGCUGGAGAAACUUCCCAAACUGAACCGCAGGCUCUCUCAUCCUGGACACUUCUGGAAGACUAAUGAGUUGUGGGAUCAUCAUCAUCAUCAUCAUCACUGUCUGAGAGAUCUCUGUCAUCAGGGUCUGCAUGCUCACUGUCCAUACAUGUACAAAUACAGCAGCUGAGAGCUGACCGCCUUCAAAAACUCUAUUGGAUUGAGCUAUCUUAAAGAGAUUAAGGAGUACAAGGUCUGUUUUCAUGUGGUGGUGACAUGUGAUCUGGAUCUGAUGAUGAUGAGGAUGAUGAUGAGACAUGGUCCUAAUCAGGAACAACAGGAUACGUGGGGUAACCUGAGUGGAGAGGGCCACACAACUAUUUUGUAAGAGCUCCCUUAAAUUGUAUAACUGGUUCUGGUUGGAAACCCCUUAACUGGACCCCCUUAUGUUCUUCUGGCGGGGCCUGGUUUCUAGAUGAUGUCUGUGAACUUCCAUUUGCAAAAAACGUCAGCAUGGCGCCGGCUUCAAAAUGGCAGUUCAGAUUCAGCCACACAGAGAUGUUAUACAUGAACUGCACUUGAAAUUUUCUGAUUUGCUAGUUUGAAUCCUGGCAGGACAAUGGCUCUUGUGAAUUAAAAUUUUAAUUGUGAAUUAUGUGAUAAUGCUGCAGCUGUGUGUGUGUGUGUGUGUGUGCGUGUGUGUGUGUGUGUGUGUGUCCUGCCUCACUCCAGUCAGUAUGUGUGUACGAUAUUCAAUGAAUGUCAUGGGCUUCAAAAAAUAAAUAAAUGGUGAAACCCAAUCAAGCAUGAUCAAGCAGUGACCCAAUGUAUACAUGUAUAUAAAGUGCUGGUUGUUGUAUUUAAAAUACAGUGCUUGUGUGAGUACAAGGUUUCAUUGUAACUGGUACUUCAUUUGUAUUUAUGUAUAGAUGAUAGACACUCGAAACUGUUGACAGUUGAUUGGUGUUUUUCUUUUUGAGGGUGGGUUGGGAGAAGUUUUGUACAUAAUUUGUUGAUAUUUUGGAAGCUUCUGGUCUAAACAACUGUAGACAUUAAAGCUGAUUUAAAAGAUAAA
Solea solea (common sole) is the source of this 3658-nucleotide messenger RNA. RefSeq names its product kinase suppressor of Ras 1-like. Bases 380 to 2773 code for a protein of 797 amino acids. Lineage: Eukaryota; Metazoa; Chordata; Actinopteri; Pleuronectiformes; Soleidae. The transcript has 19 exons. Gene Ontology annotation, molecular function: protein kinase activity; ATP binding. Gene Ontology annotation, biological process: protein phosphorylation. The record is from RefSeq and is a predicted model, not a curated record.